AUUAUUAAGGAUGUUGAGGACUUUGAGGAAGCUACUGUAAAGGAAAGUCCAGUUCCUCCAAAGGAACCCAAGAAUAUAGAACAGGCUUCAACCGAGGACAAAAAAAUGUCAGUAUGGCUGUAUUUUCACAUCAAUUGCAUAUUACUAAAACCGUCCUGUCUGCACUUACAGUGAGGGAAAAAAGUAUUUGAUUUUGAUCCCCUGCUGAUUUUGUACGUUUGCCCACUGACAAAGAAAUGAUCAGUCUAUAAUUUUAAUGGUAGGUUUAUUUGAACAGCGAGAGACAGAAUAACAACAAAAAAAUACAGAAAAAACGCAUAAUGUUAUAAAUUGAUUUGCAUUUUAAUGAGGGAAAUAAGUAUUUGACCCCUCUGCAAAACAUGACUUAGUACUUGGUGGCAAAACCCUUGUUGGCAAUCACAGAGGUCAGACGUUUCUUGUAGUUGGCCACCAGGUUUGCACACAUCUCAGGAGGGAUUUUGUCCCACUCCCCUUUGCAGAUCUUCUCCAAGUCAUUAAGGUUUUGAGGCUGACGUUUGGCAACUCAAACCUUCAGCUCCCUCCACAGAUUUUCUAUGGGAUUAAGGUCUGGAGAAUGGCUAGGUCACUCCAGGACCUUAAUGUGCUUCUUCUUGAGCCACUCCUUUGUUGCCUUGGCCGUGUGUUUUGGGUCAUUGUCAUGCUGGAAUACCCAUCCACGACCCAUUUUCAAUGCCCUGGCUGAGGGAAGGAGGUUCUCACCCAAGAUUUGACGGUACAUGGCCACGUCCAUCGUCCCUUUGAUGCGGUGAAGUUGUCCUGUCCCCUUAGCAGAAAAACACCCCCAAAGCAUAAUGUUUCCACCUCCAUGUUUGACGGUGGGGAUGGUGUUCUUGGGGUCAUAGGCAGCAUUCCUCCUCCUCCAAACACGGUGAGUUGAGUUGAUGCCAAAGAGCUCCAUUUUGGUCUCAUCUGACCACAGCACUUUCACCUAGUUCUCCUCUGAAUCAUUCAGAUGUUCAUUGGCAAACUUCAGACGGCCCUGUAUAUGUGCUUCCUUGAGCAGGGGGACCUUGCGGGCGCUGCAGGAUUUCAGUCCUUCACAGCGUAGUGUGUUACUAAUUGUUUUCUUGGUGACUAUGGUCCCAGCUGCCUUGAGAUCAUUGACAAGAUCCUCCCGUGUAGUUCUGGGCUGAUUCCUCACCGUUUUCAUGAUCAUUGCAACUCCACGAGGUGAGAUCUUGCAUGGAGCCUCAGGCCGAUGGAGAUUGACAGUUAUUUUGUGUUUCUUCCAUUUGCGAAUAAUCGCACCAACUGUUGUCACCUUCUCACCAAGCUGCUUGGCGAUGGUCUUGUAACCCAUUCCAGCCUUGUGUAGGUCUACAAGUUUGUCCCUGACAUCCUUGGAGAGGUCUUUGGUCUUGGCCAUGGUGGAGAGUUUGGAAUCUGAUUGAUUGAUUGCUUCUGUGGACAGGUGUCUUUUAUACAGGUAACAAGCUGAGAUUAGGAGCACUCCCUUUAAGAGUAUGCUCCUAAUCUCAGCUCGUUACCUGUAUAAAAGAUACCUGGGAGCCAGAAAUCUUUCUGAUUGAGAGGGGGUCAAAUACUUAUUUCCCUCAUUAAAAUGCAAAUCAAUUUAUAACGUUUUUGACAUGCGUUUUUUCUGGAUUUUUUUGAUGUUAUUCUGUCUCUCACUGUUCAAAUAAACCUACCAUUAAAAUUAUAGACUGAUAAUUUCUUUGUCAGUAGGCAAACAAAAUCAGCAGGGGAUCAAAUACUUUUUUCCCUCACUGUACCAGUAUGUUCGUCACAAAAUGUCCACACAAACCCAGGUAGAAGAACACAACACAGUCAUCCUCCUCUUGAACCCUGAGGAUUCCCUGUAGAAUGCCUAUGUGAACACCCAACCUGUCUGUGAACCACUGGUAAGAGAUCAGUACCACACGUCUUUGUGUAACUGUCUGAAUAUGGAGAAUCGAGCUCUGACCUUCAGACUCUGAAUGCGAUAAACAGAUUGUUGAGGACUCUCCUGACAAGGAAUGUCCAGUUCCCCCAAAGGAGGUAGAGGAUGUAGAAGGGGCCUCUGCCCAGGGCCAACAACAGGUAACAUACCCAUGAUGUUUGUGCCUGCGCCUGUACGGACGUGUGUGUGUGUGUGUGUGCAUGAUCUCCUUUUCCAACACCAUUUGAUAAAAAUGUGCCUGUCUCAACUUGUCACUAUGUUUGACCAUAGAUCCAGGUAGAUAAGGAUGGAGAUGAGGACAAAGACCGUGACCUGCCCCUCCCUCGCCUUUUGGAUACCCUAAAGAAGCGCUUCUACCUGAGCAGGGACUGUCAGAUCAGGGCAAGACACUGGGCCCAGUUCAGAGCAGAGACCCUGAGGUUGACCCACCAGGGGAUAGUUGUCCUGCAACAUGACCUGGAGCUGGAGCUGGAGAGGGUUAGAGAGGGCCUGGAAGGUAGACGGCAACGCAGAGAGAGGGACCACCACAGUCUAAACCAGGUGAAGAGAGAGACAGAAAAAGAGAGAAGAGCAGAUAAAAGAUGGAUGGAGAAGUUGAAGAUCUGAAGGGAGGAGGAGGAAAGCAAGAGGGAAGAAGGUGGGGAAGAGGAGGAGGAGGAGGAGAGGGAGAGAAGAGUGAAGAGGAGGUGGGAGAGGAGGAGAGUGAAGAGGAGAGUGAGGAUGAAGAGGGAGAUACAGAGGAAGAGAAGGUGGAGAAGGAGGAUGAAGAGGGGAGUGAGGAGGAAGCGAGUGAGGAGGAAGUGAGGAGGAGGAUGGCUUAG
This is a messenger RNA of Coregonus sp. 'balchen', 2763 nucleotides long. Lineage: Eukaryota; Metazoa; Chordata; Actinopteri; Salmoniformes; Salmonidae. The record is from the annotation of a GenBank genome assembly.